UGGGCGGCGCGCAUGCCAGUACCCGAGCCUCCAUACCGCGAUAUGCACUACCCGCUCGCAUCUCCUGCUAAAUCUCUACUCUCGCUACAUCCCAAAGUGACGUGUCGCGGGCGAACGAUGUAGAAACCAGCGGGAAGCCCCAUUUAAAUUUAAGAAAUUAUAAAUAAGAAGUGAUAAUUAUGACAAGCAAUAUUUUAAUAAAAUAUAAUGGGCUCAAGAAUACUCGCAUGUAAAGAGUGUGAGCCCUUAAAUUCGAGCAUAUCAAAAAUAUGGACAUUCAGAAACAACACUUAUGCCCGCGGCUGGUGGACUAUCUGACUAUAGUUGGUGCACGCCCUUAUACUUCUGGGAAAGGACUCGCUCCAGUUCAGGCACCCGAGCUCCUUCGUCGGUAUCCACUCACCAACCACGAUGACUUCCCGCUGCCGCUCGACAUGGUGUACUUCUGCCAGCCCGAGGGCUGCGUGUCGCAGGGCCCCCGCCGCAUGCCGGGCCACCUGGCCACGCGGGACACCACCUCCUUCGUCUUUACUCUCACGGAUAAAGACUCGGGCAAGACGCGGUACGGGAUCUGCGUGAACUUCUACCGCGCGAUGGAGCGCGCGGCGGCGCCGGGCCCGCGUGAGCGCAGCGUGCUGCGGCGCGAGUCGUGGCGCAAGUCCAUGGAGAAGAGCUCCGACUCCGCCUUCUCCAGUGACUAUAGGAGCAGCAACGUGGCGCCGAGCGACUCGGAGCGCGAUUGCAGCGCCGCGCUGGCGCCGCGUCUUGCACCUGACUCCGAGUCGGGCGGCAGCCACUCGCCAAGCCCCCGCGCCACUAGGAAACGUCAGCGCGUGCGGAAUCAUUCCUUAACCUCAUUAUGUUUACUUUCUCAUCACCCAUUCUUUUCAACGUUCCGAGAGUGCCUAUUUAUCCUAAAGAAGUUAAUAGAUGCCUGCAAUGAGUCUUCCAGUCCUCGACGAGUCGGGGCGUCCAGACAAAUAUUUAGGGAUACGGUUUGGUCAGUAUUGACGGGUCAAGCAUACGACAAUACGCCGACGAUCGUGCUACAUGACGUAAAGGAGAUCGAGACAUGGAUCCUUCGGCUGCUAUCAGCUCCAGUACCCGUACCGGGCAAGACCCGCUUAGAACUUGAAGUUCUAUCGCCCACGGCUCACGCGCCUCUACUGUUCGCGUUGCCUGACCACACCCGGUUCGCCCUGGUCGAUUUCCCACUACAUUUACCUUUGGAGCUGUUAGGUGUGGACACCUGCCUGAAGGUCCUCACGCUGAUUAUCCUCGAAAACAAAGUGGUGGUGCAAUCGCGCGACUACAACGCGUUGUCAAUGUCGGUGAUGGCACUCGUGGCUAUGCUGUAUCCUCUGGAGUACAUGUUUCCCGCCAUCCCGCUGCUGCCCAGCUGCAUGAGCUGUGCGGAGCAGCUGCUGCUGGCUCCGACGCCCUUCCUGAUUGGCAUACCGGCUACGUUCCUCACUUAUAAGAAGAACUUCAGGUUACCUGAUGAUAUAUGGCUAGUGGACUUAGACGCGACAAAGCUCGUAUGUCCCACUGGCCAAGACCAAGAACUACCGCCACUACCGGAGCCUGAAGGCUCCGUAUUGAAAAACCACCUCAAGCAGGCGGUGCAUCUCAUGGGAAGUGCCGGAACUGGUGCUCUGAACAGCCUGACCAACACCUCUGCGGAACAAGCGAAUGCUCUUCUGAUGCCUUCUAGAAGAGACAGUGUGGGGGGCGCUACGCUAAAAGUGCAACAAGCGUCAUACCGCGCUGCGGACGGCGCGUGGCCGCACAGCACGCCCGAGAGCCGGCGCGUGUCCGUGGGCAGCGCGGGCGCGGCCGGGCCCGCCAGCGCCGGACACACGCCCACGCGCCUGUCGCUGGCCUCGCCGCACCAGCCGCAGCCCUUCAACCCGCUCAUCUACGGCAACGACGUCGACUCGGUCGAUGUGGCCACGCGAGUCGCUAUGGUGAGCUCACAACGCUACAGGCGCUGCCACACGCCCACGCGCCUGUCGCUGGCCUCGCCGCACCAGCCGCAGCCCUUCAACCCGCUCAUCUACGGCAACGACGUCGACUCGGUCGAUGUGGCCACGCGAGUCGCUAUGGUGAGCUCACAACGCUACAGGCGCUGCCACACGCCCACGCGCCUGUCGCUGGCCUCGCCGCACCAGCCGCAGCCCUUCAACCCGCUCAUCCACGGCAACGACGUCGACUCGGUCGAUGUGGCCACGCGAGUCGCUAUGGUGAGCUCACAACGCUACAGGCGCUGCCACACGCCCACGCGCCUGUCGCUGGCCUCGCCGCACCAGCCGCAGCCCUUCAACCCGCUCAUCCACGGCAACGACGUCGACUCGGUCGAUGUGGCCACGCGAGUCGCUAUGGUGAGUUUACAACGCUACAGGCGCUGCCACACGCCCACGCGCCUGUCGCUGGCCUCGCCGCACCAGCCGCAGCCCUUCAACCCGCUCAUCCACGGCAACGACGUCGACUCGGUCGAUGUGGCCACGCGAGUCGCUAUGGUGAGCUCACAACGCUACAGGCGCUGCCACACGCCCACGCGCCUGUCGCUGGCCUCGCCGCACCAGCCGCAGCCCUUCAACCCGCUCAUCCACGGCAACGACGUCGACUCGGUCGAUGUGGCCACGCGAGUCGCUAUGGUGAGCUCACAACGCUACAGGCGCUGCCACACGCCCACGCGCCUGUCGCUGGCCUCGCCGCACCAGCCGCAGCCCUUCAACCCGCUCAUCCACGGCAACGACGUCGACUCGGUCGAUGUGGCCACGCGAGUCGCUAUGGUGAGCUCACAACGCUACAGGCGCUGCCACACGCCCACGCGCCUGUCGCUGGCCUCGCCGCACCAGCCGCAGCCCUUCAACCCGCUCAUCCACGGCAACGACGUCGACUCGGUCGAUGUGGCCACGCGAGUCGCUAUGGUGAGCUCACAACGCUACAGGCGCUGCCACACGCCCACGCGCCUGUCGCUGGCCUCGCCGCACCAGCCGCAGCCCUUCAACCCGCUCAUCCACGGCAACGACGUCGACUCGGUCGAUGUGGCCACGCGAGUCGCUAUGGUGAGCUCACAACGCUACAGGCGCUGCCACACGCCCACGCGCCUGUCGCUGGCCUCGCCGCACCAGCCGCAGCCCUUCAACCCGCUCAUCUACGGCAACGAUGUCGACGUGGCCACGCGCGUCGCUAUGGUCCGCUUCUUCAACUCACAAAACAUUCUGGCGAAUUUUAUGGAACACACGCGAACACUGCGCCUCUAUCCCCGACCUGUGGUGGCCUUCCAAAUCAACAGCUUUCUGAGGUCAAGACCGAGAACUACAUCUUUCUUGAAUAAAUUCGCCCGAACACAGGCAGUAGAGUUCUUAGCUGAGUGGUCACUCACGCCUUGCAACGUGGCAUUCCUUCGAGUGCAGACGGGUGUAUUCGAUCCGCGGCAGAUCGGUGACAAGCCCAAGUGGUUCGCUGAUCAACUACAGCCGAUCCGAUUUGCGGUUUGGGACGAUGGAAGCUCGCUCAAUGGCGCUCUGAGGCAGUUGCAACGCCAGGAAAACCAACCAACAGAUGAGAGUGGUUCAGACUCAGAUGCCGCGGAAAGUACAAGCUCGUCUUAUUCGUCUCUGAGUGACUUUGUAUCAGAAAUGGUCUCGUCAGAUCUGUCACCAGGUGGUGGAAAUGCUCAUCAGCAUGUGAUUGGAGAAACGUAUAGUGCUGUUGUUCAAGUUCCAAUGACAUUAUCAUCAUCGUUGGAUCCUAGAACGGUGUACAGUCCGCCGUCCUCGCUAAUGUUCGGCUUCGCCUCGGAAGCGGCGCCGGCGCAGGGCCGCGAGUCCACGUCCCCCUCGCCCUCCGCCUCCAGCUCCGAGCAUAGCGACCUGUCCGAUGACGAAGCCGCCGCAGAGCCGAGACACGCGGACGCUAUGCACGCCACGCCUGUCAAGAAGAGCUGUGUGGUGUCGCUAAUGUUCGGCGAGGGCUCGGAGGCCGAGCAUAGUGACCGGUCCGAUGACGACGCCGCAGCAGAGCCGAGACACGCAGACGCCAUGCACGCCACGCCUGUUAAGAAGAGCUUGUAUAGUCCAUCGUCCUCGCUAAUGUACGGCUUCGCCUCGGAAGCAGCGCCGGCGCAGGGCCGCGAGUCCACGUCGCCCUCGCCCUCCGCCUCCAGCUCCGAGCACAGCGACCUGUCCGAUGACGAAGCCGCCGCAGAGCCGAGACACGCGGACGCCAUGCACGCCACGCCUGUUAAGAAGAGCUGUGUGCUGUCGCUAAUGUUUGGCGAGGGCUCGGAGGCCGAGCAUAGUGACCUGUCCGAUGACGACGCCGCAGCAGAGCCGAGACACGCGGACGCCAUGCACGCCACGCAUGUUAAGAAGAGCGACACCGACAGCGGCAGCUUCUGGCGCGAGUCGGACUCGAACUCGACGACGACGCCCAAGACGGUGGUGAGCCGCCAGCGCGCCGCCGCCGACACCGCUAGCACCAGCGACACCGACAGCGGCAGCUUCGGGCGCGAGUCGGACUCGAACUCGACGACGACGCCCAAGACGGUGGUGGACACCGACAGCGGCAGCUUCGGGCGCGAGUCGGACUCGAACUCGACGACGACGCCGAAGACGGUGGUGAGCCGCCAGCGCGCCGCGGCCGACAGCACCAGCACCAGCGACUCGGACCGCGCGCUCACGCCCUCGCACCACUCCCUGCCGCCGCACCAAGCCCAUGUCAAGAGCACUAGCAGCGGCGUCUCGCGACAAGCUUCCCAGAGUUCUCUUCUAGAGCAGUUCGCAGCGCAAGCCAAGGAGCUGGUACGAGAAACCACUCGCCAGAGUAGCCAGGAAGGCUUACUGGCCCAUAUGGACAAGAAAGGAAAAGUGACAGAAGGGGACGAAAAGAAAAUGUUUGCUCCUUUCGGUCAGCUUACACUUCACGCCAAAAAAGCCGCAGAAGAAGCGUCAAAAAGCAUGCAAGAAGCAUCUAAAUCCGCCUUAGAAGCAAGCAAGACAGCGACGGCGGUCAGCAAAAACACGUUCGAAGAUCUAACUUACGUGGGAAAAUCAACUUUCGGAGACCUGACUAAAAGUGCUAAAGAAGCUGCUGCUAAGAAAGGUCUGCUGAUGAAGGGUGAGAGCCAAGACUCUACGGGCAGUGCGACCUCGCGGCGCGACUCGACGGCUCUCCAGACCACCAACCUGCUGACGGCCACGCACCGCGACUUCUUCUCCAACAUCAGUUCUGAUCUGAAUGGCCUGGCCGCGUCCACUUCCAGCAUGUUCAGCGACUUCUUUGGCUCUAAAGGCAAGCAAGUGAAGCCAGCCGAAAGCCCCCGCUCUGCUCCGCCGGGGCCGCAAUCGUCGACACCUCUAUCGGCGACGUUCGGGCCUUUCUCGCAAGGAGCGCGGGGCUUGGUGCAGCGCACGCCGCUCAUACGCCACGCCCCGCCCACUACCGCGUCAUCACCGCCUGCCACUAGACCUUCGGCUAAUUCCGAAAACCAGGCCUUCCUCAAUGAUUUGGUGCAACACGUAUUGGAGGGUGAAGGCGUUGGGUGGCUGAAACUCAACCGCUUAAAGAAGUUGAUGGAAGACGAGUCCUACCGCAAUAUGGUGCUAAGCAAGCUGAACAGAAACUUUAAUAGGAAAGCCACGCCGAACGACAAGGUUGAUGACGUGUUCGUCAGCAAGCCCGUCUGGAAAGGGAUGCUCAAAGUUCUCCAAGCUGUCGUCCACGGUCUCGAACACACAUACUCUAACUUCGGGCUAGGCGGCAUGGCUUCGGUGUUCCAACUGGCAGAGAUGGCUCACACGCACUACUGGAGCAAAGAGCUGGCAGGACUUGAACACGGCGGGCUAGCCGGCCUCGGGGACCAUUAUGGAAGGCACGAGCUGGAGACGCCGUCAACAUCGCCGUCAUCUAGGAAGAGCUCCCAGACAGAUGUCCCUAUAGUGAACUACCCCGAAAUGGAUUCGAACGACACUCAAAGCACCACAGAGAUGUUCAAAGACAUGUUGAACCAAAAGAGAAAUCUUCUGUUCAGCAAGUUGACAUCCUUCGAGUCCGAUGCCGCGCCCUCGUCGGACUGCUCGGCCGACGAGAGCGGCUCGAUCACCACCAACCGAGUCAAUCUGUACGACCACCGCGCCUCGUUUAAGUCCAACCUCUCUGACACUGAUGUCAUGUUCCUCAAUGUUGGCCGGGCUGCAAAUGCUUCUGGAAAACCUCGCGCAGCCAGUGUAUUCUCUUCCAAGUCCUCGCUCAGUGGGUAUAGACCACCUGUGGGCGUUCCCACCACGUCACCUCUCACCUCACCCGAUACUGCAAGGACUUACCUCUACCAAGGACUUAUUGGGAAAGAGAGGUCGAAUUUAUGGGACCAAAUGCAGUUUUGGGAAGACUCGUUUUUGGACGCGGUGAGCCAAGAAAGGGACAUGAUUGGCAUGGACCAAGGUGCUAACGAAAUGAUGGAGCGGUAUAAAUGUCUGAGCGAGACGGAAAGAAAACGUCUCGAGCAUGAGGAGGAUAGACUUCUGUCAACUGCGCUGUAUAAUUUGACAGCAGCGUUGGUGUUGUUCGGAGUCGAGCCUGACAUAGUGCGGAACAAAGUACGUCGGUUGCUCGCUAAGAGUCACAUUGGGCUGGUAUACAGCCAGGAAGUUAAUCACCUUCUCGAUGUUGUGCAUACUUUGCACGGCAAUGAUAUCGAGCUAAAGCCGCUUGGCUCGCGGCAGCUGCGGCGAGCGUCAUUCACGGUGCAUGAGGGUGACGCCAGCGGAGAGCUGCGGUUCAUCGAAGUGCGAGACGACGGCCUCGUGCUGCGUUCCACGCAAGGUACCAUCAUAGAACGUUGGUGGUACGAGCGGCUGGUGAACAUGACGUACAGUCCAAAAAUACGAGUUUUGUGCCUUUGGAGGAAGAAUGGCGGUCAGACGCAACUUCAUAAAUAUUACACCAAAAAGUGCAAAGCGCUGUACUACUGCAUCAAAGAGGCCAUGGAGAAGAGCGGCCGGCGCCAGGACGCGGCUGAGCUCGGCGGGGAGUUCCCCAUACAGGACUGCGCCUCGGGCGAGGGCGGCCUCAUACAGGUGUGCAUGGAAGGCGUCGGACUCCUAUUCCACCACAGCAAGUUUUUUGUGCGGCUUGAUCACAUUAGAAAAUGCUUCACACAGAAUGGCGGUAUCUUCGUUUUAGAAGAAUUUAAUCCAAAAACCAGGCAAAUUAUCCAGAGAAAGUACAAAUCCAUUAUGGCGGACCAAAUAUGCUACGCGGUGUUGUGCGUGUUCUCUUACUUCGCGGCGGGGCAGGAGCAGAAGAAGGCCAUCCUGGAGCAGGCGGCCCGCGUGCCCCCCGCGCCGCACCUCGCGCCGCCCCGCGCCUCCCACGCCUCGCACUCCGACUCCGAGCUGUCGCCCAAGCGGACCAGUCCUCAGGUCAGUCUUAGCAAAGAUACUGAAGUCGUGGUAUUCUCGUACUUCUCGGUGGGACAAGAGCAGAAGAAAGCCAUCUUGGAGCAGGCGGCGAAGGUGCCUCCCACGCCUCGCACUCCGACUCCGAGCUCUCCCCUAAGAGGACUAGUGCUCAGCUCAGUCUUACAAAAGAUACUAAAGUGUAUGCUAAGCAGUCUUCACGAACUUCGCGGCGGGUCCGGAGCAGAAGAAGGCCAUCUUAGAGUAGGCGGCCAGGGUGCCCCCCGCGCCUUUCACGCCGACUCCGAGCUGUCGCCCAAAAGGACUAGUCCAGAGGGUGCCUCCCACGCCUCGCACUCCGACUCCGAGCUCUCGCCCAAGCGGACCAGUCCUCAGGUCGGUCUUAGAAAGAUACUAAAGUGUAUGUUACGUGGUCUUCUCAAACUUCGCGGCGGGGCAAGAGCAGAAGAAAUCCAUCUUGAAGCAGGCAGCAAGGAUGCCUCCCACGCCUCGCACUCCGACUCCGAGCUGUCGCCCAAGCGGACCAGUCCUCAGGUCAGGCUUAGCAAAGAUAUUAAAAUGUAUCCUACCAGGUGUUGUGUCUUCUUAUACUUCGCGGCGGGACAGGAGCAGAAGAAAGUAAUAUCCAGCGCCUCCCACGCCUCGCACUCCGACUCCGAGCUGUCGCCCAAGCGGACCAGUCCUCAGGAGCAGAAUAAAUCCUUGUUGAAGCAGGCGGCGAGGGUGCCUCCCACGCCUCGCACUCCGACUCCGAGCUCUCGCCCAAGCGGACCAGUCCUCAAGUCGGUCUUACAAAAGACACUAAAGUGA
This is a messenger RNA of Ostrinia nubilalis (European corn borer), 8237 nucleotides long. It is a transcript of the gene Rab3-GEF, whose product is annotated as MAP kinase-activating death domain protein. Lineage: Eukaryota; Metazoa; Arthropoda; Insecta; Lepidoptera; Crambidae. Bases 270 to 8237 code for a protein of 2655 amino acids. Gene Ontology annotation, cellular component: cytosol. The record is from RefSeq and is a predicted model, not a curated record. Gene Ontology annotation, molecular function: guanyl-nucleotide exchange factor activity. Gene Ontology annotation, biological process: regulation of apoptotic process; regulation of Rab protein signal transduction. The transcript is spliced from 44 exons.